AUGUCUGUCACCCACGAAGCACGACAGGGAUAUUUGCCGGCGCCUGCUUGUGAUAAAAACAAUUGCGGGCAGGCUCAUCACCGAUUGUUACAUUAUGAGAAGAGCAGUACGGGAAAUGAUAACACUACGGGCCUACACGAGUCUUCUGAACGCGAACCCACUACCGAAGCACAACAAGUAACGCACAUUAAAGAAAACAAUCGCCAGGUACUAUUAAAGGUUGUAACGGUACAAAUACACGGACCGAUGGGAACUGUAACAACUGCCGCGUUGCUCGACGACGGGUCAACUGUAACGCUAAUGAACUCGGAACUAGCCGCAAGAGUGGGGCUACGCGGACAUAGAAAAACUAUGCGUGUGCGCGGCGCAUGGGACACUAAUGAGCUAGAAUGCGACAGCGAGAUAGUAAAUUUCACUGCAUCCAACAAAGACGGCCAGCUAUUUACACUUACGGCGCAUAACGUUAGCGAUCUGAAUUUACCUGCUCAAGAUACCUCUAAUUUAGGUAUUUCUCGAUAUGAACAUAUUUCUCAAAUUAAAAAUCAACUUAAUCUUGAAUAUUAUAAGCCACAGCUGCUAAUAGGGCAAGAUAAUUAUCACGUAUUAUUACCAUUACAAGUUCUAGAAGGCAAACCAGGGGAACCGUUUGCUACUCUUACUCCACUAGGAUGGUGCCUCCAUGGUUGUACCAGAACACAAUCCGUCAAUUGUUUGUUGCAUUCUACUCUGCUUCUCAGCUCCAACCACUGUGGCCUAGACACAGAAAAAGAAGACCUACUCCGUGAGAUACAUGAAGAGGUCCGACGUUCCUUCGCUAUAGACUCCUUGGGGGUCACCGCUAAACCACGAGGGAACUCUGAUGACAUACGCGCUCAAGCGCACCUGGAGAAAACGUGUAAAUUAAUACAGGGAAGGUGGUAUGUUGGUCUGCCUUACAUUUCAACCGAAGCCUUAGGACCUACUGCUGUAAGGUUCGAUAUUGAACAGCAUUCAGAACGCACUUUAGGUCUUAUGUGUAUUCCUACCAACAUAGUCGCGGGUGAAAAAAUACCUACAAAGAGAGAAAUGCUACGAGUUAUGUCAAUAUUCGAUGUGUUUGGGUUCUUAUCACCAUUCACUAUUAGAGGAAAAAUAAUUCUACAAGAAACAUGGCAAUCCGGAAUUGGCUGGGAUGAAUCACUUACUGAUGAACUUUAUAUUAAGUGGACCGAAUGGCUGAAAUCGCUAAAAGGUAUCAGUCGAAUAUCUUUACCACGUCAUUAUCUCGCGGCAACACGUGCGAGCGAGAUGGAAGACGCACCUAGUGCACUGAACAGCGCGGGCAGCGGUGUUUACGAUAAACUCGCAUUACAUGUUUUUAGACGGCUUGAACUUCAGGCUGCAGUUUUGGCCGCUAGAUUGGCGGACACUAUAGUUACACAACAUAAAAUAAAACCACGAAAUAAAUACUUUUGGAGUGACUCAACUACUGUACUGCAUUGGAUAAGAAACGACGCUCGGAAUUACCAAACGUUCGUAGCGCAUCGAUUAAGGGAGAUUGAUGAACUUACCUGUUCAAGCAAAUGGCGUUAUGUGCCUACCGGGCUGAACAUCGCAGACGCUGCCACUAGGGAAGAAUGCGACAUGGCUAUAUUAGAAGGCGCAUGGCUGUACGGCCCUAGUUUUCUAUGUUGCAACGAAGCUGAUUGGCCUGAAGACCUGCUAAUAUCUAAUCCAACUUUUCAAAAUGUCACUGAAUAUGUAGUCACUAUAGGAAAAAUUACACUAUGCUUGAAAUGCACUAGAAGCGUGAAAACGUCGCUCAAGACUAUCCUCAAAGCAAGAGUGCCAAGAGAGGAAGUCUUGAUCACUCUGAUGGCAGAGGUCGAACAGAUAGUCAACAGUCGACCUCUCACUCACGUCUCUGUUGAGCCUGCUACCACAGAGGCGAUUACCCCUAACCAUUUUCUUUUAGGUACUUCCUCGAACCUUCCAUUGCUCGGGGCAUUUGAUGACUCCGACUUGUUCCUGAAGAAGCAGUGGCGCAUCUCACAGCUCCUGGCUGACCAGUUCUGGCGUCGCUGGGUGAAAGAAGUCCUACCACAGAUGCUACCACGGAAGAAAUGGCAUCACGAAUCCCAACCACUACAGAUCGGCGACUUAGUCGUCAUCGUCGAUCCCAAUAUGCCGCGAGGCGUCUGGCCCCGAGGCAUCAUCGAGGCGGUGCUGCCAGGAAGGGACGGGCGCGUGCGAGUGGUGGACGUGCGGACGAAGUCGGGGCUGCUAAGGAGGCCUGCAGUACGCGUCGCAAUCCUACCUGUUGGAGAAGAGUGCUGA
This is a messenger RNA of Pararge aegeria (speckled wood butterfly), 2316 nucleotides long. RefSeq lists its product as uncharacterized. The transcript is spliced from 4 exons. The record is from RefSeq and is a predicted model, not a curated record. NCBI's taxonomy places the organism in Eukaryota, Metazoa, Arthropoda, Insecta, Lepidoptera, Nymphalidae. The coding region runs from base 1 to 2316 and encodes 771 amino acids.